GUUGGUGCCUCAAAAUAAAGCAAAAAUUACCCUAAAAUCUCUGAAAACCCGCCGUAUCCUUCUUUGCAAAAUCAAGCUCGCCUCUCCGUACCUCUCGCCGCCGCAGGGAGAGAGAAAGAAGGCUGCGCUAAGCCUGCCGGAACUUUCGCACUUGCAGGUUGCCAUUGUUGACGUUUCCAUCAGUAUCAGCUUAAACCCUAAACCUCCUAUACUUAUUUCAAGUGACUCUACCAUGUCUGCGAAAUGGCGAGCUUUACAGCAUCGUCAUCGCUACACUUACAGCGCAAUCGUCUUUCCUCAAUACUACAAGCAAAGUCUCAACGACUUCAUUAACUUGUCUGUAUCUCAAGACCAUGAUGCGUCUGCUCGUGUGUUCUACUCACAACUCAAUGAACUCGUUUCUCUCAACUCAACCUACGCACAACUCAGUCACGCUAAAAAACUCGCCUCCGCUUUCACAGAGCUACUUAAAAUCAGCAAUGAAAUCGUUGUUUCUCAAGCAUCCAGAUUCUACCUCGAGAUCCUGUUCCUCGAAAACUCUGUACCAUUACACAGAACUCUGGUUUCUGUUCUUGCGAAAACUAGAGAUUUCCAGUCUGUAAUCGGUGAUUGCUUCCGAUCUCUAUGCGAAGAGUAUGCAGACUUGAAUGGGAAUGGAAAUGAAAAAAGGAAGAGGUUUUGUGUUUCACGUGUAGGUCUGUCGAUGAUGAGCUCCCCAAAACUUGGGUAUCUAGUGGAAGUUGUUGAAGAGUGUGCGAUUCUCAUGAGUUUAGAUGUGGUUUCCAGUUUGAAAAGUGUCGUUUUAGAGACUAAUGAUUGGUGUAGACCAUCACCAAUCGUUAUGGAACAAUGCCAAGAGGCUUUAUCUUGUAUCUAUUACUUGCUUCAGCGAUGUCCUUCGAGAUUCACCAGUUUGAUCGGAUUACAUGAUUCCAAUAUCAUGGAGACAAUCCUCACCACCAUUUUAAGUAUUUUGAAAUCUGAAGCGUUUUCAAGGGAUUGCUUCGUGGCUGCAGGGGUGAGCUUUUGUGCAGCUCUACAAGUGUGUCUCUGUCCUGAAGAACUUGGAUUGUCACUUAUGGAAGGUAUCUUUCAUCAUUCUUUAACUCCCAGCAUCUCAUUUCAAACUGUUGUCAUGAAGAUUCCAUACAAAGGGAAUCUGUUUUCAGAAAUUCAGAGUUUCUCUCUUCUCAGUAGGCUCUGUUUGAUCAGAGGCAUCCUAACUUCAAUCCCUAGAACAUUACUCGAUACUCCUUUUGAAUGUGGUUCUAAAGAUUGUGAAACGAUACUUUACAAUGGCAUCUUACCUGAGUUGUGCAAAUAUUGUGAGAAUCCAACCGAUAGCCACUUCAAUUUUCAUGCAUUAACAGUGAUGCAGAUUUGUCUGCAACAGAUAAAAACUCUGAUACAAACCACUUACAUUGAUGACACAAAGAAUCAUAAUCCCAUUUCAGAUGACAUAGGUGCCCGUGUAUUACGAAUUAUAUGGAACAAUCUUGAAGAUCCAUUAAGCCAAACUGUGAAACAAGUUCAUUUGAUUUUUGAUAUCUAUCUAGACAUACAAUCCAGUCUCCCUUCAACAAAUGGAAAAGAUAAAAUCCAAUUGUUCUUAAGAAAGAUCGCAUCCAAUCUUCUUCGAAUGGGUGGACGUUGCAAGGGUAGAUAUGUCCCAUUAGCUUCUCUUACAAAAAGACUUGGAGCAAAAACGAUUUUAGAAAUGAAUCCUGAUAUGAUGUUUGAAACAGCAUGGGCGUAUGUUGAUGAUGAUGUAUGUUGUGCUUCCACCACUUUCUUGAAAUGUUUUCUUGAAUCUUUGCGUGAUGAGUUUUGGAGUAGUGAUGGAGUGGAAAUCGGGUCUAGAAAUUACAGAAACGCCCUUUUGCCUCCGUUUUUACACGGGCUUGCUUCCGGAAACUCAAAGCUAAGGUCAAAUUUAAACACAUACGCGUUUCCAGUGAUUCUUGAAGUGGAUGUUGAUAGUAUAUUUUCAAUGCUUUCUUUUAUAUCUAUUGGAGAAGAAGAGACUUUACUCUCUUUUACAGAUUCAAACAUGAAUCUGAAUCUCACAGUUGAACAAAAGGUAGCUGUUCUUGUUUCACUUCUCAAAGUUUCACGUUCUCUUGCUUUGAUAGAAGGAGAUAUCGAUAGAUUCGAGAGUUCUGAAACAAAUAAAGAUUACGAAUUCGCCCUUGUCUGUGUAAAGGGUAUAAAGGUCAAAGUCCUUGUGAACUGGCUAACCUUGGCUUUAACUCAUGUUGAUGAGUCUCUUCGAACAGAUGCAGUGGAAUCCCUGUUUUUAAACCCUAAAACAGCAAGUCUUCCAUCUUCUUUAGAGCUAAGCAUGAUGAAAGAAGCAAUGCCAUUAAACAUGAGAUGCUCCUCAACAUCUUUUCAAAUGAAGUUAACAAGUUUGUUUAGAAAAUUCUUUUCACGUGUUAAAACCGCAUUAGAGAGACAAAUCAAACAAGGAACAUGGAAACCUAACAAUGGGAACAUUCUUUAUAAAGAAGAAAAAGAUUCCAAUUUCAAAAAAGCAGAAGAGCUUUUCCAUUUCAUGAAGUGGUUGAGCACCUUCUUGUUCUUCUCAUGCUACCCUUCAGCUCCAUACGAGAGGAAAAUAAUGGCAAUGGAACUUAUCCUCAUAAUGAACAACACUUGGCCGAUUUUACAAAAACACCCUUCUGAAACCAUAACUCCAUAUGAUGCGAAAUUCACAUCACCCGAAUCAACUUUAUUGCUAGUGGGAUCAAUUGUUGACAGCUGGGAUCGUUUAAGAGAGAAUUCCUUUCGCAUUCUUCUCAAUUUUCCAACUCCACUUCCUGGAAUUUUGACCACAGAAAAAGUCAAAGAUGUAAUUAUCUGGGCUAAGAAGUUAGUUUAUAGCCCUCGUGUUAGAGAAAGUGAUGCUGGAUCAUUAACAAUGAGACUUAUCUUUAGAAAAUACGUUUUAGACCUCGGAUGGAUUGUGAACACAUCUUCUAAUCUUGUUUUGUCUUCUUCUUCUGAUGAUGAUGAUUCAAAAACUUGUUCUAAUUCUCCUGUUGUGGAAUAUGUGACAUGUCUUAUUGAUUGGUUGCAAUCUGCUGUUGAAAUGGGAGAACAUGAUCUUUCUGAUGCGUGUAAGAACAGCUUUGUUCAUGGGAUUUUAUUGACACUUCGUUAUGGUUUUGAGGAGCUUGAUUGGAGUUGUGAUAAUGUUUGUGGAAUGAAGUGUGCGUUUGAGAAGCUUCUUGAGUUGAUUAUGAGAAUUACUUCAAUGGCUCUUUCUGUGGUUUCGGCUGAUGCGUGGCAUAUACCUGAUGACAUGGAUGAGGAUGACCUUGUGGAUGUUGAUGAUGAUUCUUACAUGUGGGGGGAAGGUAAUGCUGACGUGGAUGCUGAUGUGGAUGCUGAGAAAGAAAUGAAUGGGUCAAAAUUGGUGCAGGAUGUUGGACCUUCUGAUCAAGUUGUUAUGGUUGGUUGUUGGCUUGCAAUGAAAGAGGUGAGUCUUCUUUUGGGAACUAUUAUAAGGAAAAUUCCUUUGCCUACAUCAGAUAUAUCAAGGGAUUCGGGAUGA
Molecule: messenger RNA, 3556 nt
Organism: Lactuca saligna
Lineage: Eukaryota; Viridiplantae; Streptophyta; Magnoliopsida; Asterales; Asteraceae
Source: the annotation of a GenBank genome assembly